UCUGCCUGACUCUCUCUCUCUCUGUGCCCCUCGCUUCAUCCUGUCUCUCUGGAACUCCCUCUCUCCGAGACCCUUGCCUUUCUUCAAUCAUCGUGGUCGAUCUCAUCCAAAAGCAAUAUGGCUUUUGGUGACAAAGUAUGAACGGUGGAAUUGUUUUGUUCACCAAAAAAAAAAAAAAAAGUAUGAACGGUGGAUGGCAUAAACCCGAUCGAUGUUGCAGCCGGAGCCCCAUCUUCCGGUCACACCCAUCAUCGCCGACAUCCUCUCUCUCGACCCAUUUUCUUCACAGCGGCGAAGACACCAAGCAGGUUUCGGAUUCGCUGUGUAUAUAAGUAGGAGAUAUUCAGUGUUGGAUUGCAUAUUAGAAUUUUAGAAUUUUUAAUUGCAGUUGGUUGUCCGAUUCCUGCGGCCAUGGGAUCCCAGCCCCUGCCUUCUGCUUCUGAUGAGCAGUUGGCAUCAAAACUCCUCCUCAUCAAUGAUCUGCCUGAUGGCGUAUUGGUUGAAAUCCUUUGCCGACUUCCUUACAAAUACGCUCGUCGAAAUAAGCGUGUGUGCAAGCGGUGGUUGGCUCUCAUCUCUAAUUCUUAUUUUGCUGCCCGCAUUUUAUGCAUGCAAAUUGAUAGGAACAAACCCAUUACGCUGCUGCGUACUCUCUUGUUCUCGAACACUACCGCCAAACCUUCCCCCGCCGGAUUCACCUUUCGUCAUAUCAUCUUCGAUGCUCUGCUUUGGAAAACAAGCAUUGCAGCUCUUCACCUCAUCCCGCGGUUUAAAGGCACAAAAGAAAAGCUAGUGGUGGCCAUGUAUAAUGACUUAGUUUUGUGCUGCCUGACCAAGGAUGAUCCACAUAAAUACUACAUAUGCAAUCCAAACGCCCGGCAAUGUGUUGCCCUUCCUCCCGCCCCCCCCACACCACAAGAUCGCACAAGUGGGAUUCAUCUGCGAUCCCUACUAUGCCAGCCAAGAACAAGAUAAUGGUGGCAGUACUGGUACUAGUAUAACCACCAAUGAUGAGUAUCGGUGCAGGGUUGUGCGAAUUAUUCAACUUGGAAACUAUUUAUCUCAAUUUAAGGUGGACAUCUUCUCUUCAGAAACUGGUGAAUGGAGAGAAUCAGUUGUAUCAUGUCCACAACAAGGUAUUAGUUUUGAUUUCACCUUCAACCGUCCAGGCAUUGCUUACAAUGGAAAGUUGUAUUGGCCGAGUUAUGGUGGCGUUAUCGGGUUUGAUCCGUUUGCACCGCACAACGGUAACUAUGGGUGUCGGUUCAUUGAGUUUGAUGAGCCUUUGGACUAUACAAAAACGGUUGCGUGUCUAGGGAUUUGCCGAGGGCGCCUGCGGAUGUGCCAAUUACAGACGUGGAUGCCACCAGAAACAUUUUCUAAUCCCUAUAAUGAUGGUCGCCCUCUCAUUGUAUGUGUCUCGGAGUUGAAAGAAGAUGAGGCAGCCGGAGGAGGAAGAGUCAAAUGGUGUUUGAUACACAAGGCUUCCUUGGACGAAUUGGAUGUGGGGAAGCAUGAUUUCCUCAACGAUUGUAUAAGAUUGCGCUACAAGAUUCGGGUGCUAGCAGUGGACCCGAAUGAUGGGGAUAUUUUAUACUUGGAGAUGGGUGGACACAUAAUCAAAUGCAACAUUCAAGCAAGAACUUUAGAGAAACCUAGAGGUCAAAGGUAUGGUCGUAACACUUUUGAUUUUUGGCCUUGGAGAGACGUCUGGACAUAUGUGAUUCCAUGUUGGCCAACGCCAUUGCCUAGAGUUGGACUGCCGCCGCUGUCCAGAAAAAGAAAAAGAGAAGAAAAACAGGCUGCCAUAGUCUCCUAGCUAAUUUAUUUUGAUUACUACAGUGACUUAUUUUCUGAAUUUUUCGGUCACAUCAUGAUGUAUUAAACUAAACCGUUUUUGUUAAAACAUGUUUUGGCCAUUCUACAUUUCCUUCUCCGAUGAGGCGGCUAAGAAUGUUGUAUGACGAAAAUACAUUAAUCACAAUUUAAUGGACAAAGAGGUGUAUCCGUAGGGAUAGGGUGAACACUAAUAUUAUGCUUC
Malus domestica (apple) is the source of this 2041-nucleotide messenger RNA. RefSeq lists its product as uncharacterized. The record is from RefSeq and is a predicted model, not a curated record. NCBI's taxonomy places the organism in Eukaryota, Viridiplantae, Streptophyta, Magnoliopsida, Rosales, Rosaceae.